GGUAUAUGUGUCGUUCUGUGUAUAAUAUUGCUUUUUUAAUGAAACUGAUCAGCUUCUAGGAGAACAAUAAUUUCAGGAAAUACACUCGAUUGUUGAUGACCUGUCAGCUCGACUUGGCGACGUGGGAGAUGAAUGGUUGAUCAGCAGUGAAACAUCACCGAAAUAUUUCGAAUUCACACCAAUUGAAAUGCACGCCAUAACGGAACGACUUCGACUUCCUGAACCUACAGCUCCAGAUCCUCGGAUGGUAGCUGACCUCGGGAAUACUAUCGACUUCUUACAUCGAGUUCGGGCUUUAAAAAUUCGUGGAGCAAAAGGUUACGUUGGAACGUCUAAUAUCGUGUGGAACACGCUUUCUUAUAGUCUCCAUUGUUGCAAGAAUUUAUUGGCUCUAUGGAUUUCGGAUUCGGACGUCUCUAAAGUGCAUGGACUGAGCACUACUAAGCGCACUUUACGUCGGCUCAUCGUUCAUUACUCAAUGAAUAAUAUUAAGGAUCUACUAGUGGAAGAUGUUCCACUUGUGCCGUUUUCAGAAAUGCAACAUUGGGAAUGUCUGGAAGAAGUGGACUUCUCGUUCAAUGAGCUCAAAGACAUUGAUGAGAGCAUUCAGUUACUUGGUGGCGUGCAAAGGUUGAACAUUAGCCACAACAACGUAACAGAAAUUGGUUGUUAUUUGCAGUUACUUACUUCUCUUACUGAAUUGGAUUUGUCUUCGAAUGGCAUCAGCUCUAUUCUUCAGUGGAAUGAAUUACUCGGAAACUUAAAAAAGCUUAUUUUAUCAAAUAAUGCCAUCAGAGACGUUUCGGGUCUUUCACGACUGUACUCCUUGGAAUAUUUGGAUCUACAGAACAAUGCACUUGAGACCAUAGAAUCUGUCUAUCCGUUAGGGUUGUUGCCCUGUUUAGAAGCGCUUCACCUGUGUGGGAAUCCUGUCCGAAAUGUUAUAGAGUAUAGAACGAAGGUACUAGAAGCUUUUGGCGAAAGGAGCUGUGAGAUCAGACUUGAUGGAAAAGCACCUGAUGAUCGUGAGCGAGACACAAUAAAACUUCGGUUGGCGUUGCGUCGUGCAAAGAAGGAAAAAGAGGAAAAGGAAAGGAAGAGACGGCAGAAGAUAGAGGAGAAAAUUCGGUGCGUGAGUGUAUAA
Molecule: messenger RNA, 1144 nt
Organism: Angiostrongylus costaricensis
Lineage: Eukaryota; Metazoa; Nematoda; Chromadorea; Rhabditida; Metastrongylidae
Source: the annotation of a GenBank genome assembly